Molecule: messenger RNA, 888 nt
Organism: Anopheles marshallii
Lineage: Eukaryota; Metazoa; Arthropoda; Insecta; Diptera; Culicidae
Exons: 2
Coding region: 1-888 (295 amino acids)
Source: RefSeq, a predicted model, not a curated record
AUGAGAUACCGAGCGUGGGGUACAUUGUUGGCUAGUUUGGUCGGAUUCCUGCUCAUGCUGGACAUGCCCGAUCGGAUUGCAGCCGACCUGAUGGGUGACAUCCAGCAAGGGUUGAAAACGACCGGCAAGCUGUUCGGCAUCAACACGAUUGCCGAUGUGGCCGAUCUGGUGGCGAAGGGGUUUGCGACACGUCGCGGUUCCCAGGAAACGGAGCGACCAGCGCAAGCCACCGAAAACGUCGGUGUCGCAGACGGGUUACUCACUCAAGCACCAUCCAUGAUGACCAUUAUGAUGAAACUGCUCGGACUGGAUGGUAGCCAGCUGGGCGCAAUGCUCGUCAACGGUAUCGUGUUCCUGGCGCACAUUAUAGGGACAAAUUUGGGAGCAUUUCGGUCACCCGCCCUCGAUGUGUCAUCUUCCACCUUCCCAACCGAUCCACCACUGACGGGUGAAACACAACCAACCCAAGCGAACGAGAGUCAAAAGCCGGGCUCUACCCCACUGGAAUGGUUGCUGCGCAAUCCCUCGAAACGUUUCCGUGUGCUGCUGGAUCAGGUGCAGAAUACCGAUCUAGCCGAGCGUUUGGAUCGCGAAAUGGACCAGCUCGACCGCUAUGCCCCCGAGGACACGGACUGCAUCCGGUUGCUGAUGUGUAAGGUGAAACCCUUCAUCUGGAAGAUGCAAAAUGUCGUUCGCGACCAGAUACUGGUGAAGACCGAUGGCCAGCAGCAACCCUCCAACGAACAGUCGAAACAGUCCGCAUUCGCUCCUAACGGUGAAGAGAUCCUGAAGGGCAUUCAUGCCAAUUUACCCUCGGAGGAGGAAUUCCAGCGGCAGAGUAAAGCUUGUGAGCAACAGUUUCGUCACUGUCGGCGGCUGCCAGAGUAA